UUGGGUGAACCGUUAAUUAAUUAGCUUUUGUGCUCUACUAUAUGUAUCUAUUACAUGCAUAAUCCAGUACAUACUUCCUUCAAACGGAAUGGCAAAGAUUCCAAUUCUUCCCAUUUUUACCAACUCCCUUCCCUUCUUCUUCGUCUUCUUCCUGUUCACUUUUCCGGCUACCGGGGAAGAACAAAUCUUCGGAAAGCCGGUGGACCGGAAAACUCUCGGAUUCAAGAAGGAAAAGGCAAGUCAUCUCCACUUCUUUUGGCAUGACAUUCUCAGCGGGCCCAAGCCAACCUCGAUCAGAGUCAUCCAGCCGGCGAAUAUCUCGUCGGCGAAUUUCAGGUUCGGCAUGACAAACAUCAUCGACAACCCGCUGACUAUCGGGCCGGAGCUGAAAUCCAAGUGCGUUGGAAGAGCGCAGGGGAUUUAUGCUUCGGCGUGCCAGGAGGAGCUUGGGUUCUUGAUGGUGAUGAACCUGGCUUUCAUUGAGGGCAAGUACAACGGCAGCACCCUCACUGUGCUUGGCCGGAACCCGGCGUUAGAGAAUGUCCGGGAGAUGUCCAUCGUCGGCGGCAGUGGGCUUUUCCGGUUCGCUCGCGGCUACGUUCUGGCGAGGACUCAGAUGCUUAAUUUGAAGACCGGCGAUGCCACCGUCGAAUAUGAUGCUUAUGUCUUGCACUAUUAGUGCAUCGUCUCCUUUCUCCAUUACUAAAUUAUUAUUACGGAAUAAUUUUGUCAACUUUUUUUCUAUUGUAUCAAACCGCUUUCUUAUUAGAGUUAAGGAAUAAUUAAUUUCUCUCAGUUUUUUGCAAUUCUGAGUGACACAAUUUUAAUUUUCUUGUUUCCUUUUUUGUGAUCAUAAAAGAGCGG
This is a messenger RNA of Cuscuta europaea, 864 nucleotides long. The record is from the annotation of a GenBank genome assembly. NCBI's taxonomy places the organism in Eukaryota, Viridiplantae, Streptophyta, Magnoliopsida, Solanales, Convolvulaceae.